AUUCCAAACCACCUCGCACAUAAAAUGCGUUUAUCUUUCCUGGCUGCUGUUGUUGCUUUGACAGCAUCUAUGUCUGUCAGUGCAUGUAGCAUGGUACUUUGCAACACAACUGCAGAUUGUUGCCCAACCUGGACUUGUGAUUCAACCACACCACUUACCUGCGACCUUAGAUUGACGGUAAGUACUGCCAGUAGGUUGAAAAUUGAGCUGGCAGCCGGAGCAGCACGUCGCAACAGUGAGCUGUGUUUCUGCUUUCGCUUUGGCAGCAUCAUGGUUGAUGAAACAACGAGACGCCAAUUCGUUGCCAAUCGUGAUUCGUAA
This is a messenger RNA of Suillus plorans, 321 nucleotides long. RefSeq lists its product as uncharacterized. NCBI's taxonomy places the organism in Eukaryota, Fungi, Basidiomycota, Agaricomycetes, Boletales, Suillaceae. The record is from RefSeq and is a predicted model, not a curated record. The coding region runs from base 25 to 321 and encodes 98 amino acids. The transcript has 3 exons.